AUGCCAAUGCCACCGCCGCCGCCGCGGAAAGACUUCCCAGCGUUCCCGUUCGCGCCGUACCCGAUCCAGUCGGAAUUCAUGUCGUUCCUCUACGCCGCUCUCUCCUCUGGCCCCGGCGCCCUCGCCCUCCUCGAGAGCCCUACCGGCACUGGCAAGACGCUCAGCAUCAUCUGCAGUGCGCUGCAGUGGCUCCUCGACCACCGCGACGCCGCCGCCACGGCACCGGCCCUCCAGCGGCACCGCUGCCCCGGUGACGACGACGAGCCCGACUGGUUGCGGGAUUUCACACCGCUGCCGCCGGUUAAAGAGAGCACGAAGAAGAAGGUGAAGCCUCCCGCGUUGAGGAAACCGGUGGUUUCACGGAAACCAGACGGAUUUGGGGAGGAAGACAGCGGCGACGACGAGCGGGAGUUCCUACUCGAGGAUAGUAGCGAGGGCGAGGAGCUGGAUGACGAAGAGGACGAGGAGGAGGUGACGCCCAAGGUUUACUUCACAAGCCGCACGCACUCGCAGCUCUCUCAGUUCGUCGGGGAGCUCAAGAGGACGGAGUUCGCGGGGCGGAUCAGGACGCUUGAGGAUGAUGAACGAAAGUCUGCUAGAGAAUCACUUGGCCUUAAUCUGAAGAACAGUGUUGUCAUCAUAGAUGAGGCUCACAACUUAGCUGAUUCCUUGACUAACAUGUACAACUCAAAGAUCACGUCUUCUCAGUUGAAGACAGUCCUUUCCCACCUGGAUGAAUACUUUAACAGAUUUCACAAUGUUUUGGGAGCUGCGAAUCAACGAUACAUCCAGACCUUGACAGUUUUAACAAGGUCUUUCAUAUGUGUUUUGAUCAAUAAUCAAGAUGGUGCCAGCACUAUGUCUUCUAUGACCAUAAACCAAUUCUUGUUUUCCCUUGACAUUGAUAAUAUAAACAUAGUAAAACUUUGUCAGUUUGUGAAAGAAAGCAAUAUAAUCCACAAGGUUAGUGGAUAUGCAGACAAGUUAACUAGCAUCCAAAAACAGUUUGAUCUCCAGCUCCAUGAUGAAGGAAGCAGUAUAGCAUGCUUUCAGGCAUUAGUUGACUUUCUAUGCUCCCUUCUGAACAGCAAUGACGAUGGAAGAAUCAUAGUUGCAAAGCAAAAGCUAGGUGGACAACCUUAUGAAGCAUAUCUUAAAUUUGUGAUGCUUUGUGCAGAAAAGAUAUUCUCCGAGGUUACACGGGAUGCUUAUGCUGUUAUCCUGGCUGGUGGAACCCUCCAGCCUAUUGAAGAAACUAGGCUACGCUUGUGUCCAAGCUUACCACCAACUGAUAUAAAAUUCUUCACUUGCAACCAUAUUGUUCCUCCUGAGAGUAUUCUUCCAAUAGCAGUUACACGUGGACCAUCAGGCAUGACAUUUGAUUUCAGCUACAAUUCAAGGAGCUCUCCUUCCAUGAUUGAAGAGCUUGGACGUUUCAUUUGUAAUAUUAUAACAGUUGUGCCUGAGGGAGUUGUUAUGUUCUUUUCUUCAUAUGAUUACGAAAGGCGUGUAUAUGAUGCAUGGAUGACCGCAGGCACAAUUUCCAAAAUUUCUAAAAAGAAACAUGUUUUCAGAGAGCCAAGGAACAGUGCUGAUGUCGAGGCUGUCCUCAACAAAUACAAGGAGACAAUUGAGUCCUGUAGUAAAAGUUCCCAAGACACAGGUGUCAAUGGAGCACUUCUAUUAGCCGUUGUUGGUGGGAAGAUUUCAGAAGGCAUAAACUUCAGCAAUGGGAUGGGUCGUUGUGUAAUAAUGGUUGGCUUGCCUUAUCCAAGUCCAUCUGAUGUUGAGCUGAUAGAGACGAUAAAGCAUAUCGAAAGUAUUUCUAGCUCAUUUUUGGCUGGAGAUGAUAAGGCCUCAAGCAGAAAAUAUGAUGAUGAAUGUGAACUUCAGCCUGGUUAUGAUAUAUUACGGAAGUGCACUAGAGGUGGAAGAGAGUAUUAUGAGAACUUAUGCAUGAAAGCUGUGAAUCAAUCUAUUGGUAAGCUGCUUCUAGCACUGUUUAUAUUCUUCCUUAUAUGA
Messenger RNA from Miscanthus lutarioriparius, 2022 nucleotides. The record is from the annotation of a GenBank genome assembly. Lineage: Eukaryota; Viridiplantae; Streptophyta; Magnoliopsida; Poales; Poaceae.